Molecule: messenger RNA, 2022 nt
Organism: Leucoraja erinaceus (little skate)
Lineage: Eukaryota; Metazoa; Chordata; Chondrichthyes; Rajiformes; Rajidae
Product: nucleotidyltransferase MB21D2-like
Exons: 3
Coding region: 480-1994 (504 amino acids)
Source: RefSeq, a predicted model, not a curated record
GACCUGAAAUGUUGCAUAUCUAUUUCUUACAGCGCCAGAGACCCGGGUUCGAUCCUGACUACGGGUGCUGUCUGUACGGAGUUUGCACAUUCGCCCAGUGACCUGCGUGGGUUUUCUCCGAGAUCAUCAGUUUCCUCCCGAGCUCCAAUGACGUACAGACUUUCCGAUGAAGAUCUUUGAUUCUCCGUACUUGUGUGGCCCGGAGCAGCAACAAAACAAACUCUUCACCUGUCAGUGAAACCGUCUAAAGAUUCGGGACUAAAUUCAAUCCAAAGCUAUUCCUGCCACUAAUGCUGGAUUGCUGAGAUGACUGCAGGACGUUAAUCCCUUUCACCUCUGCCCGAAUGUGAUAGGCACAAAAAGCUGGAGUAACUCGACCGGCAUCUUAGCGGCAGCAGCAGCAGCAUCUCUGGAGAGAAGGGAGAGGUUGACAAUCCGCGUUGAGACCCUGCGUUUGACUUCCACGCCGCGUUGUGGAGAUGGCGGCUCUCCCGACACCGUCUGGCAGGGACUCAACGCCGAAUUCCAAGCCGGCAUCGGCCAAGCCCUUGAAUGACCUGGACUUCCACUCGGGAGCUCGGAUCGAGGAGAUCACCAAACUGAUCCAGGAGUUCGGCAAGCAUGAGAUGAGGGACUUUGACGAUCAGCGGGCGUUGGAAGUACACACAGCCAAGGAUUUCAUAUUCUCAAUGCUGGGGCUGGUGCAGAAACUGGACCACAAGCUGCCCGUGUCCAACGAGUACCUGCUGCUGUCGGGCGGCGUGCGCGAGGGCGUGGUGGACAUGAACCCCGACGAGCUGGGGGACUACGCGCGGGGCACGGACUACGACGUGGACUUCACCCUGCUGGUGCCGGCCCUCAAGCUGCACGACCGCAACCAGCCGGUGACGCUGGACAUGCGGCACUCCCCGCCGUGCCACUCCUGGCUGAGCCUGCGGCUCUUCAGCGAGGCCACCAUGUCCCGGUGGAAGGACUGCUGCACCGAGACGGAGCCGGCGGAGACGGGCGAGCCCGGCGGCGGUGGCGGCGGCGGCUACUACUUCUCCCCCACCAAGGUGGCCGACUGGUUCCACCGCUCGGUGUGCGCGGUGAUCGAGGAGAUCCGCGGCCGGCCGCAGCGGGGCGUGCCGGCCGUCUCGGCGGUGGCCCGGAACGGCACGGCGGUCACGGUGGUGCUGGCCGUCGGCCGCAGCCGCCUGCUCUACGACAUCGUGCCGGUGGUCUCCUUCAAGGGCUGGCCGGCCGUGGCACAGAACUGGCUGAUGGAGAACCACUUCUGGGACGGCAAGAUCACCGAGGAGGAGGUGAUCAGCGGCUUCUACCUGGUGCCGGCCUGCUCGCGGCACGGCCGGCGGGACAACGAGUGGCGGCUGGCCUUCUCCCGCAGCGAGGUGCAGCUGAAGAAGUGCAUCUCCGUCCAUCUGAUCCAGGCCUACCAAGCCUACAAGGCCAUCAUCGUCAAGCUGCUCUCCCGGCCCAGGGCCAUCAGCCCGUACCACCUGAGGAGCCUGAUGCUUUGGGCCUGUGACCGCCUGCCCUCCAGCUUCCUCGCCCAGCCCGACAAUGCCGCCCACUUCCUGCUGGGCCUCCUGGACGACCUCGCCCACUGCCUGGUCAACAGGUCGUGCCCCAACUACUUCCUGCCGCAGUGCAACAUGUUCGACGACCUCUCGGACGCCACGGUGCUGCUGCUGGCGUGCCGCCUCUCGUCCGUGCGCUCCGACCCGGCUGAUCACCUGCGCAGCGCCGUGGAGCACGCCAAGGCGGCCAACAAGCUGGCCCAGGAGCUGCGGCAACAGCAGCAGCAGCAGCAGCGCCGUGCCUCGCCGGGCCACAACUCCUCUCAGGCCGACGGCACGGCGGGACAGGACGACGGGCUGGCCCGCAAACUCCAGCAGCUGGUGACGGAGAACCAGGGCAAGUCCAUCUCGGUCUUCCUCAACCCCGACGACGUCAGCAAGCCCCACUUCAGGAUCGACGACAAGUUCUUCUGAAGGGAGCGGGAGAGGGAAAGGGAAGAAA